This is a messenger RNA of Anguilla anguilla (European eel), 1940 nucleotides long. Its product is annotated as calcium release-activated calcium channel protein 1-like. Gene Ontology annotation, cellular component: membrane. NCBI's taxonomy places the organism in Eukaryota, Metazoa, Chordata, Actinopteri, Anguilliformes, Anguillidae. The transcript has 2 exons. Gene Ontology annotation, biological process: store-operated calcium entry. Gene Ontology annotation, molecular function: store-operated calcium channel activity. The record is from RefSeq and is a predicted model, not a curated record. The coding region runs from base 273 to 953 and encodes 226 amino acids.
CUGAACCGCGUUGACUUGUGGGUAACAUAGAGUGCAGUUUCCUGAGAAAGCAGGGAACUGUGCUCGAUGUUAAUAAGUUGUCGACAUUUUAUUUUUUUUCUUUUGUUACACUUCUCUUUGAAGCAGUGAAUCAGUUAAGGCUGUCGAUCUCAUGAUUCCAGACCACUUGUCAUUCUUUAGUGACGCUUCCAAACGGAACUUAUUCUCGCAAAACAAAUCGGACGGUUUGCAGUCAACAAAGUUACCAACUAGUUCCACUGUACUUCAGCGUAAUGAGUCUUAACGAGCAUUCGCUGCAGGCCCUGUCGUGGAGAAAGCUGUACUUGAGCAGAGCUAAGUUGAAGGCUUCUAGUCGGACAUCGGCUCUUCUCUCGGGCUUCGCCAUGGUGGCGAUGGUGGAGGUGCAGCUGGAGCCUGAACACGAGUAUCCUGCGGGGCUCCUGAUUGCCUUCAGCGCCUGCACCACCAUCCUAGUGGCCGUGCACCUCUUCGCCCUGAUGAUCAGCACCUGCAUCCUGCCCAACAUCGAGGCCGUCAGCAACGUGCACAACCUCAACUCGGUGAAGGAGUCCCCCCACGAGCGCAUGCACCGCCACAUCGAGCUGGCCUGGGCCUUCUCCACCGUCAUCGGCACGCUGCUCUUCCUGGCCGAGGUGGUGCUGCUCUGCUGGGUCAAGUUCCUGCCGCUCAAGCGGCUGGCGAGCCAGAACAAUGGCACCACCACCAUCAGCGCCGGGCAGGCGGCGGCCAUCGCCUCCACCUCCAUCAUGGUGCCCUUCGCCCUGGUCUUCAUCGUGUUCGCCGUGCACUUUUACCGCUCGCUCGUCAGCCAUAAAACAGACCGUCAGUUCCAGGAACUGGCGGAGCUGUCUAACAUAACCAGACUCCAGAACCAGCUAGACCACAGAGCAGAGGCGGCAGCUCUGCAGUCUCCCGCCUCUCAUUUCCCAUGAUGACUAGUCAUCAUGGAAAAAUAAUUAGUUUGAGCCAUUUUUUGACUACUGUAAAAAGUUUUUUUUUCUCAAAGCAUGGACAUAAUAUAAAGAAAGUUUUAUUUAAAUAGGUCAUUUUUACAAAUGUAAAGAUUUCUGCUGCUGUUUGGAGAACUUUUUUCAUAUUUAUGUAUUUCUGUCUUCAAAAGCAGGCUAAACAGGAUCAGCAUAAAAAUCACUGCCUGAUGCAUACAUUGAGUUAAAACAAUCCUAAGCUUAAGUUGGUUUUCCAAGCUGUACCCCAUUUCCACCGACUCUCUGAAUGUCUGCAAGCUCAAAUGCAAGAGCAACAGGUUACAUUAAGAUUUUUAAGUUUAAAUGUUAAAAUAUUUAUAAUGUCCAAAAUAUGAAGGGUGUUUUAGUGUUUAAAAUGCAGUUGAAUAGUACAUACUAUUUAACCAUGAGCUUUUCCCUGUCAUCAUUGUUUUAAUUCAGAAUCAAGCAGAAAUGCUGUCAAAAAUGGUAUCAGAACUAUCUUGAUUUAAUGGGCACAUUUAAAUCCCAAAAUUACAAUUAUUGUUCAUUAUUUGGAAUUGGUGGCUAUAACUAUAAUUUGAAAGCUUCUGAUUAGAAGGUGGAUAAAUGUACAUUAAUUCUUUUUAUCCUAUAGACUAAAAAUAAGGCCAAUGGGGGGAAAGUCCUAAGAAAAUUUCAAAAUGGAGUCCCACAAAGUUUGGGAGUUAGUAUUUUACCAUGUUAUAUUGGUACAUCUGGGUAUCCUAAGAAGAGAGGUUUUAUCUCACUGUUCAUUUUUCACUGGAAAAAUGCUGUUUGUUUCUGUCUUCUGGAAGAGUGAAAUACUGUACAUGCUAUGACAAGCUGCCCCUACAUGACUUCCUGUGUCGAAGGUGUCUGUCAACUUGCCUCUGCCUUUGCGUGUAUAUGAGUCAAUGAAAACCUUUUUUUUUUUUUUUUUGCACACACAUGAUAAACAUCUUUGAAAAUAAA